Molecule: messenger RNA, 1023 nt
Organism: Trichoderma citrinoviride
Lineage: Eukaryota; Fungi; Ascomycota; Sordariomycetes; Hypocreales; Hypocreaceae
Product: NAD(P)-binding protein
Exons: 2
Coding region: 1-1023 (340 amino acids)
Biological process (GO): NADPH regeneration
Cellular component (GO): cytoplasm
Molecular function (GO): oxidoreductase activity; nucleotide binding
Source: RefSeq, a predicted model, not a curated record
AUGGGAAUUGCCAUUAUCGGAGGAGGCUUGUUCCCUGCCGUUCUUACAUGCGACCUCAUUCAUCUCGCUGCCAUCUACUCAAGAUCUCUCAAAGCAGCCCAAGAAACCGCCAGCCUCGUUCCCGACUCCGUCCCCAAGCCGGAUCUCUACUCGGAGGACUCAGGAGCUGGCAAGGCAUUCCAAGAUCUCCUCAAACGGGACGACAUCUCUGCCGUCAUCAUUGCCCUCCCCAUCCCCAUCCAACCUUCCUUCAUCGAAGCGGCUCUUUCUGCUGGCAAACACGUCCUCGCCGAGAAACCCAUCGCCAAGGACGUCCCCACAGCACAGGCCCUCAUUGCCAAUGCUCGGCGCAUCAAUUCAGAGACCAAGGCCACUUUUGCGGUCGCCGAGAACUUUCGCUUCUAUCCCAGCUUCACCCACGCCGCCAGCGAGGCCGCAAAGCUUGGCAAAGUGCACAACUUCACCGUCCGCGUCCUGUUCCGCAUCCAACCCGACAGUAAGUGGUACAACACCGCUUGGCGCAAGACGCCCGACUACCAGGGGGGCUUCCUGCUCGAUGGCGGUGUUCACUUUGCUGCGGCCACGAGGCUGCUGUUAGCAGGCGACGAGAACACGCCGGACACAGUGCAAGCCUUUACCGCACUGACGUGCGAGCACUUGCAGCCCAUCGACACCGUCAACGCCAUCAUCAAGACGAAGUCCGGGGCUGCGGGCGUGUUUCAGCAGUCGGCUGGAUCUCUGCUCCAGGCAUUCGAGUGGAAUUUCUCUUACGACAAGGGUACCGUCAAGGUGGUCGGCGAGACAGUCACGGUGCAACCGGCUGGUGGGGAGGAGCAGGUCAAGAAGUUUGAUAGGACGAAUGGUGUGAGCGAGGAGGUUGCCGCCUGGGCGCAGAGCCUAGUUGACGGCAAGGUUAAUCCGUUGCAGACACCGGAACAGGCCCUUGCCGACUUGGAAUUCCUAGAGAAGAUGUUCACGAGUGGCGACAAGAAUGGAUCGACCCAGAAGUACGAGUUUCUAUAG